AUGCCGCUCCUCUUCAGCAGCUCCACCGAGGCCUCCGAUCGCGCAUCCGACGAGAGGCAACGUCGAAGUCGCGGAAGCUUAUCUGCCAGGUCCGGCGCGGCGCCCGCCGUCGCCGAAGAAGGAGAACCCCAGCUGGAUGAGCUUAAGAUUGUCCACAUUGCGCCUGACCUCUUGGUAG
This is a messenger RNA of Spirodela intermedia, 178 nucleotides long. Lineage: Eukaryota; Viridiplantae; Streptophyta; Magnoliopsida; Alismatales; Araceae. The record is from the annotation of a GenBank genome assembly.